CCGAAGUCUAUCUCCUCUGCUUCACUCCACAUCACACACAGCGGUAUUAUUUCGGGAAUCCCUGCGAAAUGGCGCUCGCCGGAAGGCUGCUCGUCCUCCUCGCCGUCGCCGGUCUUCUCGCCGCCACCAUGGCCGAGCACGAGGUGGUGGCCAGAGGAUCCGAUGAGCAUGACGACAAUGUGUACAAAGUGAGCAAGGGAGGACAGGGCAGUCUCAAAAGCUACCAGUGCUCGCCGGAGUGUGCGCGGCGGUGCGGGAACACGCAGUACAAGAAGCCGUGCCUCUUCUUCUGCAACAAGUGCUGCCGCUCCUGCCUGUGCGUGCCGUCGGGGUACUACGGCAACAAGGGCGAGUGCCCCUGCUACAACAACUGGAAGACCAAGCGCGGCGGGCCCAAGUGCCCCUGACUGAGGAUCGACCAACCUCCGGAGCUUCCGUUCUUGUUCCGCUCGAGGCUGCUUCGAUCUUCCCAAGGCGUACAACACCGUUAGCACACGCCCUCAAGAAUACCAUGUAUAUAUAUAUAUAUGUAGGUGUGCUACACCACAC
Messenger RNA from Panicum hallii, 549 nucleotides. RefSeq names its product gibberellin-regulated protein 6-like. The coding region runs from base 69 to 407 and encodes 112 amino acids. The transcript has 4 exons. The record is from RefSeq and is a predicted model, not a curated record. Lineage: Eukaryota; Viridiplantae; Streptophyta; Magnoliopsida; Poales; Poaceae.